Messenger RNA from Pelmatolapia mariae (spotted tilapia), 3684 nucleotides. It is a transcript of the gene znf362b, whose product is annotated as zinc finger protein 362b. Lineage: Eukaryota; Metazoa; Chordata; Actinopteri; Cichliformes; Cichlidae. The record is from RefSeq and is a predicted model, not a curated record. Gene Ontology annotation, biological process: regulation of transcription by RNA polymerase II. The coding region runs from base 253 to 1581 and encodes 442 amino acids. Gene Ontology annotation, molecular function: RNA polymerase II cis-regulatory region sequence-specific DNA binding; DNA-binding transcription repressor activity, RNA polymerase II-specific. The transcript has 9 exons. Gene Ontology annotation, cellular component: nucleoplasm.
CGUUGACGUAGCUUCUGCUGAGAUGCUGUUAAACGCGAAUGAAGUGGGUCGUGGUAUGAAAAUACAAAAGCAACAUUUAGCACAAUAUUUCCCCUCUCGACUGCACUGUGCUGAGCCUUGCAGCAGCAGCAGCAGCACCCAGAAGUGAACAAAGCGACCCGGAAGCGGUGGUCCGACCGGAGGCAGAAAGAACAUCAACCUUUUAUAUUAUAGCUGUACUCGCAAGACAAUAUCUGCAAUCAGGACACAAGGAUGGCAGAGCCUCGGUUUAACAACCCAUACUUCUGGCCACCGCCUCCGUCCAUGCCAGGCCAGCUGGAUAACCUGGUCCUCAUUAACAAGAUCAAGGAGCAGCUGAUGGCUGAGAAGAUUCGACCCCUGCACCUGCCACCUACCUCCACCCCUUCUCAGCAGCCUCUGCUGGUUCCCACCUCGUCCCCGGACGGUAGCGCUCAGCACGGUAUGCAGGUUCCAAAGCCUCAGCCACAACAGGUUCCGGGCCACCACCCACAGCUGCAGGGCUCUGGACAGCCGGACAUCGCCCUGCACGCUCGUCCCGCCUCCAGUUCUGGACCGGAUGGAAAUAUGGAUGACAAGUCAGCGGUGAAGGCCAAAGGAUUAUGGGAGGACUGGCAAAUGAGACACCUCAGUGAGCAAACUGGCCGGGUCAACCAUCGCUCAGGUCUGGCCCCCUCAUCUCGACCCGACAGCCACAGCACCUCAGAGGCCCUGACCCCGACGACUCCGACCUCCAGCAGCCAGAACCGCUUGGGUGGCGCCCCCUCUGUGAACAUCAUCUCUGGACUGGCUAGUGGCCCUGGCAUUGACCACAUGAAGGCCGGAGGCCUGGCAGGACUGUUGGGCCCCCCGCCAAAGGCACCUCGGGGAAGAAAGAAGAUCAAAGCCGAAAACACAUCUGGUCCUCUGCUGGUGGUGCCCUACCCCAUCCUGGCUGAUCAAGGAUGUGUCACCGUUGCACCCAAAGAGGGCAAAACCUACAGAUGCAAAGUCUGCCCACUCACCUUCUUAACCAAGUCAGAGAUGCAGAUUCAUUCCAAGUCCCACACAGAGGCCAAACCGCACAAGUGUCCCCACUGCUCCAAGACGUUCGCCAACGCCUCUUACCUGUCCCAGCACUUGCGCAUUCACCUGGGGAUCAAACCCUACCACUGCUCCUACUGCGAGAACUCGUUCCGUCAGCUGUCACACCUGCAGCAGCAUACCAGAAUCCACACCGGCGAUAGGCCUUAUAAAUGCGCCCACCCUGGAUGUGAAAAGGCUUUUACCCAGCUGUCUAAUCUCCAGUCUCACCAGAGGCAGCACAAUAAAGACAAGCCGUAUAAAUGUCCCAACUGCUACCGUGCCUACUCAGACUCUGCAUCGUUGCAGAUCCACUUGUCAGCGCAUGCCAUCAAAAACGCUAAGGCCUACUGCUGUAGCAUGUGUGGCCGGGCUUACACCUCAGAGACCUAUCUUAUGAAGCACAUGUCCAAACACACGGUGGUGGAGCACCUGGUGAGUCACCAGUCACCCCAGAGGACAGAGUCCCCCAGCAUCCCCAUACGCAUCUCCCUCAUCUGAGCUCCGCGAGCAUUCAACAUCAAGAUUCAGAGUCAGCGUUCGGCUGGAGCUUGUGAGGCCCUGCACCCACGGCCAUCUACAUAAGGCUUACAUUAGCAUUAUGACAGCUGACAUGAGCAUUCACUGUUAGAUUUUGUAAGCAGACUUGCCUCCAUCCGUCUCGACACAGGCCGUCUAUCAUAAAGGAGCACAGCGUUAUUUUGUGAAUGUAAAAAUACAGCCAGAUAUUGUCCAGGGGAUCGAGUGGCAAAGAAUGUCUUGCGUCAGAUUUAAUAAGCACUUUCGUAAGCAUCAUGUAAACCGCCGGAUGCAUUGGCCAUUAAAAAAAUGUUUUAGUUGUCUUGUUUUUGUUUUUAUUCUCUUCCAUGAAAUGGGUUUUCAAAAUGUGCCAGAUGAUAUUUGCCCGAAUAUUAAAUUGAAAAAGCAGGGGGAAAAAAAGAAAAAGUUUGCUGGGUGUAUUCUGGAGACAUCCAAAGAUAAUCUUAAAGCACUUUUAGGCCUUGUGGUUUUGGUCAAAUUGUUUCAAUCUCGUUGGAUGGAAAAUGCCAAAGGGCAUUACUCGUGGCAGCUAAGAGUACCGACUGUGUACAAAAAACAGUCUCUUUUUUUUUUUUUUAACUGUUUUUUUUUUUUUUGUGCAAACACAGGGUCAUCAAAAUUUAAAGAAAAGCAAUCGGUAGAUGACAAUUGAAAUAUUUCAUGACUGUAUUAAGAAGUUGGAUAAUUGGCUUGUGGAGGCAAAGCAGAGCUCGAUGGAAGGGAAGGAAGUUUUUUGUUUUUUUGUAGUUAUUAUUUUCAAAAAAUGUUCACUCCGUAUUUAACAUUCACCUUUAUGGCACCUUUAUGAUCAUAACGUAUGAUCAAAAAACACUGCUUUUUUUCUGGUGUGUUUCUCGUUCCACUAGUUAGUGCCAUAUAAUGAACCUUGGUGAGGUUUGAAGCGAAAGCAAAUCUUGUAAAAGUGUUUGUCCGCUUUCCCUGCUCCAUUAAGCUUUGACUUAUACUUUCAAAGAAUUAAAAGUAUAUGUUGCACAUGUAUCAGUGCCAGCUCUACUCUACUCAGCCCACUUUUUCAAAAUAUGCUUCAGCUUAAAUUAAUUUUUACUUGAGCAGUAAAUUUUAAAGCUAACCAUUGGACCAAAAUGUGAAGUUAUUGUACAGCUACUCCAACCCAGUAACUUUUUUUUAGCCUCUAAUAAGCUUUACCUACUUGGAAUAAACUGCAGUAUGAUUCAUAUUCAAUAGGCCUAUUUUAUGAGUUUACGCAGGGGUGGAUCUUCUCAUUUUGUUUUUGUUUCUCUCUCUCUCUCUCUCUUUAAUAUUCUUUUUAUUGUACACAGUAUUGUUUGUUGUAUUUUUACUGUACCUGUAACCUCUGAAUGGUACUAAUAGGGUACCCUGUAUUCUUCAGGGCACUUCAGAAAAGGUGCUACGGCUAGACGUUACAUUUGAGAUGGAACUGAGAAUAAUGUAAAAUACAUAUACAGUAUAUAGUAUGUUUUCAAAAGAAUAAAAGCUUAUUACUCAAGCCACUGGCCUGAAAACAGACAUUUACGCCAACAACAGACCCUGCCUCUUCAACUUGCUCUCUCUCUUUUGAGAUAAUGGGAAAAUGUACAUGUUGCUGUACUGUAAAACAUGUUACUCAUUUAUAGUACCUAUUUUUAAGUUUUCAUAAACAUGUUUUCUUUGGGUUUUUGUAAAGGUUUAUGUAAGAGCUUACUGUAAUUCUUUUAGUCUACCUGUAUGUUAUUAAUAUUCAUGUUUUAUAUCAGUUAUUUACAUGUAAGCCUUAACUGUUUUACCAUCCCAUUUCCAUUACUCUGUAUUGUGUUCUGCAGUAUUCAGUCGUGUAAAACAUUUUUUUUUCCUUCCGCAUGGAGUUCCUGAGCUGUAAUCUGUAUAACUGUUUAACCCACGUUCUCUAUGAAAUGAUAUUGCGUAGAUUUAUUACACUUUUUCCUGUCUUGCAUUGUGGUUUCAUAUACAGUUUCUAGACAACUAAAUAUGCACAGCCAAGACUGAGAAGUUAAACUAAGGUUAUCAGUGUUUAAAAAAGGAAAAAAAAAGGAAAAAAAGCUUUGUAUCUUUACCUUGUUUAAU